AUGCCAUUGUUGGAUGACAUGCUUAAGACACAAGUAAAGCUCAAUCUAACGCCCUUGUAUAUACUUGAAUAUGUGUACGAGUCCUCGUGUCUGUCUGGAGGGAAUGUAGGAGAGAAAGAAUGCAUAUAUUACAAUGGCAGGCAGUUGUCCAUACUCAAUACUACUAGACCAUCACUGUCAGAGAAACGCAUGGGGGUGUUCUAUAUAGUAUCACGGAGAGGGAAUGUGACCCUAAGAGUGCUUACAUGUGCAGGUGUUGGAAACUAUAUUGUAUCAUCUAUUCCAGCUUUCAUUCUCCACUUCUAUGCUGCUGAAGGUAAAGAGCAAGCCACUGUCCAAAGCUUGUCACUUUUGCCAAAGCUUGCCAUCCCAAUUGGGCAGUUUACGGAGAUCCUUAAAGAUUUUGUUAAUGAAAUUUCAAAUAAGUACAACAUCCCAGAUGAGUGUACAAGGUGUCCAAAUAGAGAAUCAGCUACUACGAGAUUUCUACUCGUAGUUAAUCCAUCUUUGAAGUUACUUGUCCUUGCAGUUGUCAGUGUACGGUGGUAUGCUGGUGUUGGAUAUCUUUUAAAUAUAAUGUUUCUGCAAGGUCCGGUGCUGUUAUACAUGGAAAGGGCGGAAGCAGGGUUUUGCGCGAAAAACAGUGGCCAACAUAGCCAUAAGGAGGAGGAUUUUCGUUAUAUCCUUAUGCUUCAGUCACUUCUAGAGAAUCCCCUGGAAGAAUUCCUGAUGACCGUCGAGAAAAAAUUGUGCAUGGCCUUAUUCAUAUCUUCUCUGAGACCCUGUCAAUUGCAAGAUCAAUAG
Messenger RNA from Arabis nemorensis, 804 nucleotides. Lineage: Eukaryota; Viridiplantae; Streptophyta; Magnoliopsida; Brassicales; Brassicaceae. The record is from the annotation of a GenBank genome assembly.